ACAGCUCCAGAAUCGGUUCCUGUUUUUUUUUUGUUUUUUUUAUCAUUUUAUGAUUAUUUGUGUAGACAAAGUGUCACAGCGGAGAGAUACGAAGAGGACGUGGUAACUGCUGAUGGUCUGAGGUCGCUGUAGUGUUUUUUUUUUUUCACGGCUUAAAAUAUUUUCGUACCCGGCUGUCCUGAAGAGGAAAAGGCUGUCCACAUCUGUCCACAGAAGCUGCAGAAUCACCGCCCAGCCCUUCUCAUGGCAGAGAUGAGCUGGGCUGCUGGUACUCAGUGUGUCGCUAAAGGAGACCACAGAAAACCAAAAUCUGGAGAGCUAGCGUACCACAAAGGAGACAUCCUCACCAUAGUUGACACCAGCACGAAGAAGGGAUGUUACGUGGUCAAACACAACAGCACAGGAGAGGAGGGACUGAUCAAUUCUGCCAAUGUGCGUGAAAGAGAGGCUCUACGUGUGGAUCCCAACCUCAGCCUCAUGCCCUGGUUUCACGGGAAGAUCUCAGGUCCAGACGCGGUGUGUAAGCUGCAGCCAGCAGAGGACGGUUUGUUCCUCGUUCGAGAGUCCAUCCGCCAUCCAGGCGACUACGUCCUGUGUGUGAGUGUCUCUGGAAAGGUCGUCCACUACCGGGUGAUCUACAAGGACAACAAGCUGACCAUCGACAACACGCAGUACUUCUACAACCUCAUCGACAUGAUAGAGUUCUUCUCAAAGAACAAAGGCUCCAUUGCUACAACUCUUCUGAAGCCCAAACAGAAACAAGGGACCAAGUCGGCGGAGGUGGAGCUGUCUAAAACUGGAUGGCUGCUGGACAUUUCAAACCUCACACUGGGAGAAAAUAUAGGAGAAGGGGAGUUUGGUGCUGUGUAUGAAGGAGAGUACAUGGGCCAGAGGGUGGCAGUGAAGACUAUUAAAUGUGAUGUCACAGCUCAGGCCUUCCUGCAGGAAACCACAGUCAUGACGAAGCUGCAGCAUAAAAACCUGGUGCGAUUGUUGGGCGUCAUUCUGCACAAAGGGCUUCACAUUGUCACAGAGCUCAUGACUAAGGGAAACCUUGUUAACUUUCUCAGGACGAGAGGACGUUCAGUCGUAAACUCAGUUCAGCUUCUUCGCUUUGCUCUCGAUGUGUGUGAGGGGAUGGGGUACCUGGAAUCGAAGAAGUUAGUGCACAGAGACUUGGCAGCUCGUAAUGUGUUGGUUGCUGACGACAGCGUGGCCAAGGUCAGUGACUUUGGCUUGACCAAGUUGGACCUGAAGGAACCAGAUAACGUCAAACUGCCCAUCAAAUGGACCGCCCCCGAAGCUCUGAAGAAAGAGAAAUUCUCCACAAAGUCGGAUGUUUGGAGUUAUGGUGUUCUCCUAUGGGAGAUCUUCUCUUACGGACGUCAACCUUACCCAAAGAUGUCCCUGAAAGAGGUGAAGGAGAGGGUGGAGGGGGGCUAUCGUAUGGAGGCUCCAGAGGACUGCCCCCCUGGUGUAUACUCCUUGAUGAGGAUUUGCUGGAAGCAGGAGCCUCGCAGAAGACCCACUUUCCACAAACUAAGAGAGAAACUUGAACAAGAGACAGGUGACCUCAGCCUGGACACGGGGUCUGAGUGCCGGGAGGGGAUCUGGUCCGGAUCUGGAUGCUGAUCUCAGUAUGGACUCUUAAACUCACAAUGGUGGAAAUACAGUGUAACUUCACACACAUUUUAAAACACCACUUUUUCGGUGUGCAUCCCACAAAAAGGAGAAGGAUUGUGGAUAGCAUUUGUAAAAUAAAUAUUUAACUUUGGCACCAGACACCAGAACACUUGUAUCGUCCUUUCCUCUUUUUUCAAUGCGUUCUUACAAUCUGUUCCCUGAUUGAUGUGUCAUAUUUUCACACCCUUUGUACUUUACUAGCUGGGUGUUACACACUGCCAGAGAGUUUGGACACCCAGAGAGGUUUUCAACACAACAACUAAAAAAACUAGUAACAAUAAUAACUUUAUAGUAUUUAUUUGUAUAGCACUGUAAAAACACAAAGUGCCAGAAGGAGCAUAGAUCAACCAACAACAACAAAACCCCAACAGUUAAAGAACCCAGACAACAACCUGACCAACAACAGAACCCAAACAUCAUCAGGAACACAAA
Labrus mixtus (cuckoo wrasse) is the source of this 2115-nucleotide messenger RNA. RefSeq names its product megakaryocyte-associated tyrosine kinase (gene matk). The record is from RefSeq and is a predicted model, not a curated record. Gene Ontology annotation, molecular function: protein tyrosine kinase activity; ATP binding; protein binding. Bases 244 to 1632 code for a protein of 462 amino acids. Lineage: Eukaryota; Metazoa; Chordata; Actinopteri; Labriformes; Labridae. Gene Ontology annotation, biological process: protein phosphorylation. The transcript is spliced from 13 exons.